Corylus avellana is the source of this 381-nucleotide messenger RNA. The record is from RefSeq and is a predicted model, not a curated record. NCBI's taxonomy places the organism in Eukaryota, Viridiplantae, Streptophyta, Magnoliopsida, Fagales, Betulaceae.
AUGUAUAUUAUGCCAAAAACAAGAGUAUUCAUCAAUACAUGGGCAAUCCAAAGGGACCCUAAAAUAUGGGAGAGGGCAGAAGAGUUCCUCCCGGAGAGAUUCGAAGACAACCCGGUUGAUUUUAGAGGCCAAGACUUUGAACUCAUCCCAUUUGGAGUUGGGAGAUCGAAGGGGAUGCCCGGGAAUAAAAUUUGCCAAUUUGGUGUUGCUUCAGUUGAAUAUGUGGUCGCCAACCUCUUGUGUUGGUUUGAUUGGAAGUUGCCGAGUGGUAAUGUGCAGGAGGAGGACUUGGACAUGACUGAAAUUAGCGCUCUCACUGCAUCUAAAAAUAAUUAUCUGUUUUUCCUUGUUGAAAUCAGUGCAAGGGGAGUUCAACUUUGA